Messenger RNA from Daucus carota subsp. sativus, 948 nucleotides. Its product is annotated as lactoylglutathione lyase. Gene Ontology annotation, molecular function: lactoylglutathione lyase activity; metal ion binding. The transcript is spliced from 8 exons. Lineage: Eukaryota; Viridiplantae; Streptophyta; Magnoliopsida; Apiales; Apiaceae. Bases 45 to 734 code for a protein of 229 amino acids. The record is from RefSeq and is a predicted model, not a curated record.
ACUGAAUUAAGGUGAGCUCUCCCUGUAUGUUUAUCUCUUAAAAAAUGGCUUCUUUACUUUCGACUUGUAUAAUUAAUCGUCUAUCUCUACUUCGAUUCAAUCCAAAACCCUUGUUUAUUCCACAUAAUCAAUCCAAAGGUUAUUAUCAUUUUACUAGGCGGUUCUUGAUUUCUUCAUCGAUGGCUUCGGGUCCAAAAGAAAACCCAUCUAACAAUCCGGGUCUUCAUGUCACUCCAGAUGAAGCCACUAAAGGAUAUAUAAUGCAGCAAACUAUGUUUCGGAUCAAGGAUCCGAAAGUCAGCCUUGAUUUUUACUCGCGUGUGCUCGGCAUGUCGUUGCUCAAGAGGUUGGAUUUUCCAGAUAGUAAAUUUAGCUUGUAUUUUCUUGGAUAUGAGGAUCCAGCUUCAGCUCCAGAAAAUCCAGCUGAGCGCACUGCUUGGACCUUCAGCAAGAAGGCUACUAUUGAGCUCACGCAUAAUUGGGGUACAGAGAGCGAUCCUGAUUUCAAAUACCAUAAUGGGAACUCCGAUCCUCGAGGCUUCGGGCACAUAGGCAUUACUGUUGAUGACACAUACAAGGCCUGUGAAAGAUUUGAAAGCCUUGGAGUGGAAUUUGUGAAAAAACCUGAUGAUGGUAAAAUGAAAGGAAUAGCGUUCAUCAAGGACCCUGAUGGUUAUUGGAUUGAAAUCUUUGACACAAAAAUUAUCAAGGAUGUAAGCGCUGGUGCUGCCUAAUUUUUACCAACUAAAUUCCAAAAAUGUCAUAGAGGGUUCAUAUGGCGCACUUGAUACAAAGUCUAAAACUUUUACAAAUUUCUGUUACUAUUGUGAAUUCUGGAUGUAUGAACAAUAAUAGAGGCUUUCUCUUUCACCCUGUCAAUAAGUCUUGUAUAAGAUCAUUCUGGUUUGGGACUGUUCUCCUGAGUUGCUAAUUUAUCCUAGUUUUGAA